GUCACGUGCUCCUCAUGUCGCGCAACUCGGGAAGUGCCGCAACGGAGAAGUACUCGACCAGGUACAACAUCCAAUGUCCAAGCUACGCAUCCUCUGUGCUACAAAGCGAGUGCUUGACUAUGCACUCAAACCUCGAGUCAACAAAGCAGGAACUGCAAUCGACUUGUCGGGUCAGAAGCAGUCCAUGAACCCUUUCUGUGAGAUUGGCGUAGAGGAAGCCAUCCGGAUCCGGGAGAAGCACAAAGACCGUGUCGAGGAUGUGCUUGCUGUCUCUGCUGGUCCCAUGAAGGCUCAGGAUACGCUGCGAACAGCCAUGGCUAUGGGAGCAGACCGUGGUACGCUUGUCGAAAUCGCGGAGGGCGAGGCGCUGGAGCCAUUGACGGUGGCCAAGAUCCUCAAGGCAGUUGCAGAAAAGGAGAAGAGCAACUUCAUUUUCCUUGGAAAGCAGUCUAUCGAUGACGACUGCAACCAGACUGGCCAAAUGCUCGCUGGUCUCCUCGGUUGGUCACAAGCGACCUGCGCAUCUAAAGUCACGAUUGAUGGAGACAAGGUCACAGUGGAGCGCGAGGUGGACGGUGGUACAGAAGUACUCGAGGCUGAGCUACCGAUCGUCAUCACAACAGACCUGCGUCUCAAUGAGCCGCGCUUUGCAAGUCUGCCGAACAUCAUGAAGGCCAAGAAGAAGCCACUACAAAAGACAAAGCUCGCUGACUAUGGCAUUGAAAUCGCGAAUCGCUUCAAGACACUCAAGGUCGAAGAGCCGCCCGUCAGACAGGGAGGCGACAAGGUCGAAGAUGUCGAUGCGAUGAUUGGCAAGCUGAAGGAACUCAAGGUCAUAUAGUAGUGUGUAGCAGUACAUUACUAGAGCAAUUGAUCACUUUUACACCAUGUUGGUCUACCUUCCGUAAUUACAGUCCUUUUAAGAAU
This is a messenger RNA of Protomyces lactucae-debilis, 927 nucleotides long. RefSeq lists its product as uncharacterized. Gene Ontology annotation, molecular function: electron transfer activity. Gene Ontology annotation, cellular component: cytosol. Bases 74 to 841 code for a protein of 255 amino acids. The record is from RefSeq and is a predicted model, not a curated record. Lineage: Eukaryota; Fungi; Ascomycota; Taphrinomycetes; Taphrinales; Protomycetaceae. The transcript has a single exon.